AUGUCAUCAGCAAGAUACGAUAGAGCUAUUACAGUGUUUUCACCAGAUGGACAUUUGUUUCAAGUAGAAUAUGCUAUGGAAGCUGUACGUAAGGGUACAGUUGCUAUUGGUGUUCGUGGUAAAGAUGUUAUCAUUCUUGGUGUAGAAAAGAAAUCUACUGCAAAGUUACAAGAUGCUAGAUCAAUAAGAAAGAUUGUAAAGAUUGAUGAUCAUAUUUGUUUAACUUUUGCUGGUUUAACUGCUGAUUCUCGUGUAUUAAUUAAUAAGGCAUUGGUUGAAUGUCAAUCAUAUAGAUUAUCAUUAGAUGAUACACCAACAGUAGAAUAUAUUGCCAAAUAUAUUGCAGGUAUUCAACAAAGAUACACACAGAGUGGUGGUGUUCGUCCAUUUGGUAUUUCAACAUUGAUUGUUGGUUUUGAUAGUGAUGGUACUCCACGUCUCUUCCAAACUGAUCCAUCUGGUUCAUUUAGCUCUUGGAAGGCUGCCGCUAUUGGUAGAAACUCUAAAGCUGUCUCUGAAUUCCUUGAAAAGAAUUAUACAGACAAUAGUGAUGCCGAAUCAAUUAAACUUGCUGUUAGAGCUUUAUUAGAAGUUGUAGAAUCUGGAAACAAGAAUAUCGAAAUUGCAAUCAUUAGAAGAAAUCAACCAAUUUCAUUAUUGGAAGAGUCAGAGGUUGAAAAGUUGGUAGAAGAAGUAGAAAAGGAAAAGGAUGAGGAAAAGGAACAAUCUUCAUCAUCAUCUACUGCUCCAAAGAAAUAA
This is a messenger RNA of Cavenderia fasciculata, 759 nucleotides long. It is a transcript of the gene psmA7, whose product is annotated as proteasome subunit alpha type 7. The transcript has 3 exons. Lineage: Eukaryota; Evosea; Eumycetozoa; Acytosteliales; Cavenderiaceae. Bases 1 to 759 code for a protein of 252 amino acids. Gene Ontology annotation, biological process: ubiquitin-dependent protein catabolic process. The record is from RefSeq and is a predicted model, not a curated record. Gene Ontology annotation, cellular component: nucleus; proteasome core complex; proteasome core complex, alpha-subunit complex.